UAGCGGAUGAAGUUCUUAAUGUUGAGUUGGCAGUUUGGCUUUAGCGCAAAUUACUUUUGCUGUCUGGAACUGGUUUCUUUUUAGAGCUGACUUCACCUCCGCUGUAUACAUUUUAAAUACGUGCUGGAGAGACGGAUGUGGCUGCUGCCAUGACACUGAGGAGAGUAAACGUGGUCAUCCUUGUGCUGCUGGCUGUAGCCUUCCUGAUCAUAGUUGAACGAAAUCUCCUCAACCUCAGUGACUUUUUACACAAGGAACACCCAGAUGCAGGGGCCAUUCUUCCCUUUGAGUCCGAGUUGUCUCCGGGCCUCAGACUGGAGCCGCCGAGGAAAGGAGAGGAGAUCCCUGUCCUCAUCACUGCUGCUGAGGAGAGACUCGGCGCCGUGGUUGCUGCCAUGAACAGUGUCUACCAGAACAGUAAAGCUAAUGUUCGCUUCACCAUUGUGACCUUGAAUGACACAGUGGACCACCUAAAAGUGUGGCUGAGUAACACAAAGCUAAAAAAUUUAAACUACAAGAUAGUUAUUUUCAUGCCUGAGCUCCUCAGUGGGAAGAUAUCUAAAGAUCCUCAGAUGCAGGAGGCAGCAAAACCGUUGACGUUUGCCAGGUUUUAUCUGCCUGCAUUCAUACCCAAUGCAGAGAAAGCCAUCUAUUUGGAUGACGAUAUCAUUGUACAAGGCGACAUUCAAGAGCUUUACGAAACCAACCUCAAACCAGGACAUGCAGCUGCCUUCUCAGAUGACUGUGAUUCAGCUUCUGCUAAGGGCAUCGUUCGAGGGGCGGGAAAUCAGAAUAACUAUAUAGGUUUCCUGGACUUCAAGAAGGUGGCUAUCAAUAAGCUGGGGAUGCGGGCCAACACAUGCUCCUUCAACCCCGGGGUCAUCAUCGCCAACCUGACCGAGUGGAAGAACCAGAACAUCACCCGGAGGCUGGAGCACUGGAUGGAGCUUAACACACAGGAGGAUUUGUACAGUAAAACACUGGCAGAGAGUAUCACUACUCCUCCUCUCCUCAUCGUUUUCUACAAACGCCACUCCAACAUCGAUCCCAUGUGGCACAUCAGGCACCUUGGCAGUACAGGUGCUGGAAACCGCUACUCCCCACAGUUUGUAAAAGCCGCCAAACUCCUCCACUGGAAUGGACACUAUAAGCCCUGGACUAGAACAUCCUCUUUUACUGAUGUGUGGGACAAGUGGUUCAUUCCAGACCCCACAGGAAAAUUUCAUCCUGUGCGAAGACACGCAGGGGACAACUAGACUGAAAAUGGGCUUCAGGAACCUUUCAACCAGCCAAGCCAGCCCUGUCCCAGUAGGACCACGCCUCGUGAUAUCUCAGGAACUAAGUAAGGCCUUUUCACCUGCCACCCCUGUAUUUGACUUCUACCAUGCCAUCCUAACACCAUCUGAACAUGUAAACCUGUGUACUCUCCUAUUACCUUGAACACACAGAAUUUACCUUUUUUCUAUAGUACAUCAUAUUGUUGCCCUUGAGAUUGCUUCGACUUGCAUUCCUCAAAAUAUUCUGAUGAACUGUUGAAACCGGACUGUUUUACGAAAGAGGCAUUGACUGUAUUUUCGUCCCUAUAAGAGCAGUGUUUCACCCUGAACAUCAUCAGAGAGGUGUGGCAUCUGAACGUAAUGACCUUAAUAGAAAUGUAUGCAUCAGUCCCAGUCAGUAGUAAUGACAUACAUUGUGACAACACGCCAAGAUCACCAUGUACAACUCAAGCCAUCAUUGCUAAAGUCAUUGCGACUUAAGUAACUAUGUUUACAUGCAGCUAAAUAAUGACUAAUUUACUUUAUUCAAAUACUAAAUGGUUUUAUAUAGUGACCUCAGAUAUAAUAGUGUAGCACAGUUGGCCCCAGUUUAACUGCUUUAGAAAGGUUCCCUUCAGAGUCUGAAUUGUAAUCAUGUUAGCCAUGCAGAUGCCUCAUGUUUUUACCUCAAUUUACUACUUCCUGUGGAAAAGUUAUGAAUUUUAUUAUUCUUAAUUACAGCUAAGAUUAAUCAGACCCUAGUUUUAACAACUUUUAACAAUGGUCUGUGAUCAGUUCAGAAAUUCCAUCACAAUUAGACAAAAAUACCGUUUGAACUUUUUCCCCCUUUAAAAACCCAUUGCUCUGAAUGACACUAACAAAUAUAAACUGUUAAUCCAGUUCAACUGAAGUUAAUCGCAGCCAGGUUAAUGGUGCCCCAGCUAUCAGUAACUACGCCAUAAAUAAACACUAAUUCUGUAUUGAAAUAUCUCUCACGCUGUUACAGUGUAGUUGUUUGACUUUAUGCAGACCACUAAGCAAACUGCACCUCAGUAAAAAGUGAAGAACAUAAUAUUUGCACAAAAUUUUCAUGCUUUAUCCCUUCACUGUCAGGAUUUUUAUAUACAUUGAAAUGCAUUCACCUUGCUGGUGUAAAUACUUUUGUAAA
Xiphias gladius (swordfish) is the source of this 2424-nucleotide messenger RNA. RefSeq names its product glycosyltransferase 8 domain containing 1 (gene glt8d1). Gene Ontology annotation, molecular function: glycosyltransferase activity. The transcript is spliced from 10 exons. Gene Ontology annotation, cellular component: Golgi apparatus. The coding region runs from base 150 to 1256 and encodes 368 amino acids. The record is from RefSeq and is a predicted model, not a curated record. NCBI's taxonomy places the organism in Eukaryota, Metazoa, Chordata, Actinopteri, Istiophoriformes, Xiphiidae.